AUGAGCGAGGUGACUUCCACUUCCUCGCCGCCUCCUGGCAAGGCUGCCUCCGUCUCUGAGGCUUACGAAGCUCAAGACAAGGGUCUCAUCGUCGUCGACACGGCUUCUCACGGUGAGGUCCGAUACACUCGCCAAGAGGAGCGCCGCCUGGUUCGCAAGAUUGAUUUCGUCGUCGUACCCAUCCUUUUGGUUCUGUACCUCCUUUCGUUCCUGGAUCGCUCGAACAUCGGUAACGCCAAACUCGAAGGCUUGGUAAAGGACAUCAACCUCAAAGAUUACUCCACUGCUCUUACGCUCUUCUUCGUUGGCUACGUCGUUGGCGAAGUGCCCGCAAAUAUCGUCCUUAAAAAGACUUCUCCACCGGUAUGGCUGCCGACGUUGACGCUCAUUUGGGGCAUCAUCUCUGUCGUGCAAGGUCUUGUUCACAACCAAGCAGGACUGUUCGCCGUCCGCUUCUUCCUCGGACUGAGCGAAAGUGGUCUUUUUCCUGGAUCCGUAUUCGUGUUCAGCAUGUUCUAUCCCAGACGAGAGCGACACUACCGAGUGGCGCUGCUGCUUUCCGGUGCUGCCUUCUCGGGUGCGUUUGGCGGUAUCCUGGCGUAUGGUAUUGGCUUCAUGCGCGGCGUCGGCGGAAAAGCAGGUUGGUCGUGGAUUCUCAUCAUCGAGGGUUUGCUUACCAUCGUUGUCUCGGUGGCAGCGUACAAGAUUGUGCCACACUACCCCCAAAAGUCUCGCUCUUUUUCGGAUCGCGAGAAGGCCAUCAUUGCAGCCCGAAUGCAGGUAGACCGCGACUCGCUCGACGAAGAAGCUUUCUCGUGGGAUGGCGUCAAGCAAGCCUUCACGGACCCGUACGUCUAUCUCUACAGCCUGCUCUUCCACGGAUUUGCAUUCGCUCUCUACACCUUCUCGCUGUUCAUGCCGACCAUCAUCAGCGACCUUGGAUACACGGCGGCCAACGCACAGCUGCUUACAGUCCCACCCUACUUCCUCGCCUUUAUUUUCACCAUGACAAUCGCCCACAUUUCGUUUGUCGUCAACCGCAGGCUAAUCUUUAUCAUCGGAUGCGCGCUGCUCGCUAUUCUGGGUUAUAUUGUCCAGAUUGCUUCGCCUACUGUAGCCGGAAGAUACGUUGCCAUCUUCAUCACUACGCCUGGCGUUUAUGCCGGCAACGCCCUGUUGCUUUCUCUGCCCUCCGAGAAUGUUUCUGGCCAGACCAAACGUGCUACCGCCCUGGCCAUGCAGAUUGGAUUCGGCAACAUGGGCAGUAUCGUGGGUGUCCAGCUGUACCGCCGCCCGCUUGGCGCACUCAGUAACCCGAGAUUCCGCAUCAGCCACGGGUUGAGCAUCGUCUGGCUCGGCAUUGGAAUCGGUGCUGCCUCGGCGCUGUGGUUCCUUCUCAGCAGGGAGAACCGUCGCCGAGAUGCGCUGCAGGCUAGUGGUGAAAAAUUCACCGAGGAGUCUGAGGAGGAGCAGAGACGGCUCGGCGACCGCCGUGUUGACUGGAGAUAUCAUGUAUAG
This is a messenger RNA of Sporisorium graminicola, 1518 nucleotides long. RefSeq lists its product as uncharacterized. Gene Ontology annotation, biological process: transmembrane transport. NCBI's taxonomy places the organism in Eukaryota, Fungi, Basidiomycota, Ustilaginomycetes, Ustilaginales, Ustilaginaceae. The record is from RefSeq and is a predicted model, not a curated record. The transcript has a single exon. Bases 1 to 1518 code for a protein of 505 amino acids. Gene Ontology annotation, molecular function: transmembrane transporter activity. Gene Ontology annotation, cellular component: membrane.